GAGAUAAGAAAACAUCCCAGCCGGGAAGGGAACGUUCAGAAGUCAGAAAACGUGGGGGCAAUGCACAUGAUAAAGCUUUCGCGUUACUUCUUCGAAAAAGACGCUCUCCAAUGGAAAGCAACGUGACUGGAGAUUUCAUGUUGUCGCUGGGCAUGGAUUUAAGUAGAGUGCUGGUUGUAGUUUUCAGCAUGGUUGUCUCUGAACUGUCUCACGUUCACACUAGACCAAUUGACUUUGUGUGUGACAGCGAGGCCAGGAGAGUGAUGAACAAGGUGAAGGACCUACAAGAAGAAAAGGUAGUCUGCAGUGGCGUAGACGCUCUCCCCUCUUCUAUUCAAUUACCAUGCAUCAGCAUUCACAAAGCAACCUGGGAGAGAAAAUCAGUACAGGAGCGUAGGGCCGAGAUCCUGCUGUCUCUGGGGACUCUAGCGCAGGAUGUUCGGUCUGCCAAGACACUCAGCCAACCUGGCUGUGGACUCACUCUGCUGAAGCGCUUGGAACACAGUAUCAACAACUACCUGCAUGUAGUCAGACUACUCCACGUGGAGCAGGGGGAGCAGGAAGGGCCAGCGGUAGAGAGUUGUCUGGGUCAGCCCUCGAAGGAUUUGGGUUUGGUGUUGAAGUACUUUGGGCUUCUGCUCACAGGCAAGCUAGAGUUGCUAAUUGCAGAGAUGGCAAAAUGGUGCUAGACAGAAAAAAGUUCUCAUCUUGGCCUUUGUUCAACCUUGUAUAAUGGGACCAAGCAGACCCAAUCAAUUUUAACGAUGGUCCUUUUUCAAGACAAUGGAGGGCAAUGCACUUUGCCAAAGACCAGACUUACACAGAGAGAGAAAAAAAGUACAGUGUGUAAAUGAAAACACUGUGCCAUCUACUGGAUUAUAUCUGAACUGACUCACCUGUUGAGAUGCACCCACUGGACUUAUACAACAGACAAACUGUUCUGAAGUAAAAACCAGUGAGUCCUCAAUGCUAUUUUAUAUAACAGAUUGUAUUUAUUUGUUUUAUAGCUUGCAUGAAGGUUGAAUUGUCUCUGCUAAUAUAGAAGACCUCUGGAAGCAAAUAAAAAGAGCAGGAUGCACAGCAGAUUGCAGAGGUAUAUGAAAGUCACUUUACAUAACACUCCUAGUUUUAAUUAUAGAUUUUUUUUUUGGAUAUUUCACAAGGACACAUGAUCAAAUGCAAAUUUUAUUGCAUUGGGAUGCCAAUGCAGUUG
This is a messenger RNA of Danio aesculapii, 1213 nucleotides long. RefSeq names its product thrombopoietin (gene thpo). Gene Ontology annotation, biological process: cell population proliferation. The transcript has 5 exons. Lineage: Eukaryota; Metazoa; Chordata; Actinopteri; Cypriniformes; Danionidae. Gene Ontology annotation, cellular component: extracellular region. Bases 111 to 689 code for a protein of 192 amino acids. The record is from RefSeq and is a predicted model, not a curated record. Gene Ontology annotation, molecular function: hormone activity; cytokine activity.